Molecule: messenger RNA, 906 nt
Organism: Anthostomella pinea
Lineage: Eukaryota; Fungi; Ascomycota; Sordariomycetes; Xylariales; Xylariaceae
Source: the annotation of a GenBank genome assembly
AUGGUCGCGCCGCACUCUUUCAUCUUCUACCGGUAUGACCCUUCGCUCGCGGCCGCAGCGGCCUUCGUGGCGCUGUUCGGGCUCAGCGCCAUUGCCCACACCUACCAACUCAUAUGGAAGAGAACUUGGUAUUUCAUCCCCUUCGUUAUCGGCGGACUAUGCGAGACAGUCGGGUAUGGCGGGCGGAUCAUGUCGGCGCAAGAGACGCCCAACUGGACAACAAACCCGUACAUCCUCCAGUCGCUUCUGAUCCUCGUCGCCCCUGCGCUGUUUGCCGCCUCCAUCUACAUGGUCUUGGGCCGCAUUGUGCGGCUUGUCGAGGGCGAGCACCACUCCGGUAUCCCGAUCAAGUGGCUCACCAAGAUCUUCGUGACGGCCGACGUCAUCUCGUUCUGCGUGCAAGGGGCUGGCGGCGGCCUGCUGGCUGUGGCCAAGGACGUCCAAGGCUUCAACAACGGCCAGAACGUCAUUAUCGGCGGCCUAUUCGUGCAGCUCGCGGCGUUCAGCGUCUUCGUCGUCGUCACGUCCAUCUUCCACCGACGGAUGCAGAAGACGCCCACCGUGGCGUCGCAGGCGGUUGGGGUGCCGUGGCAGCGCUACCUCUGGGUUCUGUAUGCAGCGUCCGGCCUGAUCCUCGUGCGAUCCAUCUUCCGAGUCAUCGAAUACCUCCAGGGCUACAGCGGUAGCCUACAAGAUGCCGAAUACUGGCUGUACAUCUUCGACGCGGUGCCUAUGUUCGUUUCCACCGUCGUCCUGAAUGUGUUCCAUCCCAGCAAGAUCAUCUCGUCCAAAACGAAGGCCGGGCGUGUGUCUCUCCAAAGCACAACGGAUAUAGAGCAAGAGCUUCAAAAUGUCAACUGGAGAGCGUCCCAGCGGAAGCCCAUGACUGCAGAGUCGAAUGUGUAG